Messenger RNA from Galleria mellonella (greater wax moth), 2164 nucleotides. RefSeq names its product probable serine/threonine-protein kinase DDB_G0283065. The record is from RefSeq and is a predicted model, not a curated record. The transcript has 15 exons. The coding region runs from base 408 to 1979 and encodes 523 amino acids. Lineage: Eukaryota; Metazoa; Arthropoda; Insecta; Lepidoptera; Pyralidae.
CUAUCGUGAACAAUUCUUGUUGAAUUCGUCACGAUGGGCUAACUGACAUGCUUCAUCCUCACCUAUCAUCCUUCACUGGUGCCCCGCCGGUGUAUACCGAUAGCGCGGGCGGGGUUACCAUUCCAUUAUCACCCAUUAAAAAAAAUGGAAUGGUAUCUAUAUACGUUGGCGAGGUACCAGUGAGGAAUGAUAGGUGAGAAUUAAAAGGCAGGUCAGUUAGCCCAUCCUGAUGAUCAAUUCUGGAAUUCAGCACGAUAGUUUCCAAGGAGGACCAGGUCGAGGUCGACAGGGUAUAAUGCUAGCAUUGGGACUGCUAGACCGCAUUACUAACAAUCCCUUUCCUCCCGCCAAAUGAACUCGGGCAGCUGUCGGGUUUUUGCAAUGAUAGGCAUGGCCACUGCGUGGUGAUGAUACUCAGAAAAGUGGCAGUCGUUACCCCAUCCCCAACUCCCCUGGUGGGUGCAGGAUUAGGAGGAGGACUUAAUGCUAACGUAGCAGUUAAGCCGUGGUGGUCCGGAUGGUGCCGACACGAUGGAAAUGCAAGAGUGGGUUUCAAAUCCAGCCAGAAGUCUAGCAACGGCGGUUUCCUUAAUGACGACUACAAAUACCAAAAGGGCGACAACAUCCUUCAACCUUUCGGUUACUUGGCUAGGGGAGUGACCAAUAAUGCCGGCGAUGCAAGCUCCAUUUUGUCUGGCAUCUCUAGUCUGAAAUACCCCGGUAGCUUCGAUGACUCCAUCGACGUCAUGCUCAGGAUGGCUCUUGCGGCAAGGGGCAUCAUUAAUGUUCAAAUUCCUGGCCUUGGAUCAAUAUUUGGCAACAGCGCCAUGGCUAUUGCAAGGAUUGUCAACUGUAUCGUCGAUAAGAGAACAGAUCUGACUCCAGCUGUUUGCAAUAACAAUUACGGAUCAAAAUGGGGCUGGCCCAAAUACACCGGCGGCUACAACAACGCCGAAGACGUGCUCAAGUUCUACGACCUUUUGAAAGUCCGCCCUCAAAUUGACGAUCUCGUCGGAAAGUAUACGAAUGGAAGAGGUGUCGGCUCUCUUACAGGCACCAACAAAAUUAUUGUGGAGUUAGUUAACGAAUUGGCCCGACUAUUCGAAAAUAACGACAACAAAUGGAGCCGCGACGACUUGGUCACAGCAUACGACAAGGUUUCUAGCAUGAUGGGUCUGCUUGGUAACAGUUAUAAUGAUGGACUUGGCGAUGAUCUUGUGGAUUCCAUGAUCGAUUAUUGUAAAGACGGUUUCAAGUCCCGAGGAUACUCUGAUUUGGAUUCUUUGGGAUCGAAUAUAAGGAAGAGAAUAUCCGGAUGCGGACGCUCCGACUUCAAUGGCGCUCUGAGAUUGGCAUCUGACGCCAACAAUAAUAUCAGUUCCAUCGGCGACUCUCGCAAUAAUUUAGGCAUUGACGACGUUAAUUAUGGAGUUGACAGCGGUUUAGAUAGAACGAGCAGUGCCAGUAGUAAUGCAGCAAGAGUCGGCGAUAGUUCCGACUAUAAUAGCAGUUCCAAGAGAAGUUCCAGCCACAGUAGCAGUUCCAAGAAAAGUUCCGAGUCUAGUUCCAGCUCAAGUAGCAGUUCCGACGAUAGUGCCAGCUCUGAUAACAGUUUCGACGCCAGCAGCGCUAGAAAUGCAGGGUUUAAUAACGAAUUCGGAGGAAUCGGCGUCUCUCGCAAUAAUUUAGGUAUUGACGACGUUAAUGAUGGAAUUGACAGCGGUUUAGAUAGAACGAGCAGUGUCAGUAGUAACGCAGCAAGAGUCGGCGAUAGUUCCGACUAUGGUAGCAGUUCCAAGAGAAGUUCCAGCCACAGUAGCAGUUCCAAGAAAAGUUCCGAGUCUAGUUCCAGCUCAAGUAGCAGUUCCGACGAUAGUGCCAGCUCUGAUAACAGUUUUGACGCCAGCAGCGCUAGAAAUGCAGAGCUUAAUAAUGAAAUCGGAAGUUCCAACAACGGUUUGAAUGUAGAAGAGUGUUAAUGAUGCCGACUUACUGAUUACAGCUCAUCAUGUAACUAAUAUUGAAAUGUCUUUCAUGCAAUGAUUAUUGUGAUUUAAUUAAUUUAAUGAAAUUAAUAAUUUUAUAUCAAAAUUCUUGUGAUUAAUGAUUAAUUGUUUCGGCUUCUUUUUCAAAAUUCCUUUAAUAAAUGUUGAUUGUACUUAAU